This is a messenger RNA of Emiliania huxleyi CCMP1516, 1896 nucleotides long. RefSeq lists its product as hypothetical. Bases 1 to 1896 code for a protein of 631 amino acids. The transcript is spliced from 12 exons. NCBI's taxonomy places the organism in Eukaryota, Haptophyta, Isochrysidales, Noelaerhabdaceae. The record is from RefSeq and is a predicted model, not a curated record.
AUGGCGCACGAGGCGCCGACGGGCCCCCGCCCGCCUGCUUCUCGCGCCUUUGACGCCGCCAUCGAGGCGGCCGACGCGGGCACGCUCGCCGCCGCGACGGUGGCCGGCCUCGCCGCCGAGCUCUGCCAGAUCCAGGCGUCGCAGCCGGUGGCGAAACACGGGAGAGCCGAGGCGGAGCUGGCCGGCCGGUGCCGUCCUCUGGCGGAGGAGGCGGCCAAGGCGCUCGCGGCGGUGUCGUCUGCGCGUGGCGAGCUCGAGGCCGCCGCCUCCGCCGCGGCCGCCCGCGUCGGAGAGCUGCAGUCGGCGCUCGACGCGAGAGGAGCGGAGGAGCGGAGGGCGCGGGAGCACGCGGCGGCGGCCAGCGGCGCCGCCGUCGCGGAGGCAGAGGCGCUGAAGCAGGAGCUGAGCGGAGCCCAGUCGUCCCUCGGCCUCCUCUCCGCCGGGAGAAGGCCUGCCGGCAGCGUCGCCUCGCCGGCGCCCUCCCUCGCGGACAGCCAGGGCAGCCGCGACGACGACCCGGCGGCAAGAGAAAAGGCGCGCGCGCAAGCGGCGCGCAACGAGUGUGUCGAGGCGAGGUCGAAGGCGCACCGGCUGGGCCAGCAGCUCAACGAGGCAAGGGCGGCACGACUCCCCGCCGCUGGCCGAGCUGGAGAUCUCCCCGUAUCUCCCCUCAUCGCAUCGUUAUCUCCUCAUAUGCUCGCCAGGCUGGCCGAGCUGGAGAGGGCUCUGAACGCGGCGGCGGCCGAGGCCGCCUCGCAUGCGGGGUCGAUGUGGGGCGGCUCGGCUUCCUCCAUGGCGUGGACUGAGGCAGCGAAACCAGUGGAUGAGUGCAGCGCCUGUCCCGAGGCGGCGGCCUGCUGCGCGGCGGCGAUGGCGGCGGCGGCGAGGCUGGAUGAGGUCGUGAGGGUGGAGGCGGAGGCGAUGUCGACGCUGCUCGCUCGCACCGAGGCCGAGGCGGCGGGGCUCCGUUCGUCGCUUGCGGCAGCUGGCGCCGUGAUGCUACAGGCGGACAAGGAGGUCGCCGAGCGGGCGCGGCUCGCGGACUCCUUCGACCUGCAGAAGAUCCUCUCCGCCGCCUCUGGCUUCACCGAGUCUCUCUCCCGCUCCGCGUCGAGCGUCGCCGCCGCGCACCAGCAGCUCCUGCCCACCACGCACCACCAGCUCUUGCCCCCCGCGCACUUGGCCUCGCCCUCCCACGCCCCUCCGCCGCCCGCGCCGUCCGCGCCGCCGCCGCGCACGCCGCCGCCCCCCCGGCCGCCGCCGCCGCCGCCGCCGAAGACGCCCUUCGGCGCAAGCCGCGACCCUGUCAACGACCUCGUCUCCGACAUCCGCAACUUCGACCGCUCGUCGCUGCGCAGCGCAAGCCGCAGCCGCGGCGGCGGCGGCCGCGACGGCGGAGGCGGCGACGGCGGCGGCGCCGCCGCCUCUGCCGCCGCAGCGCGCGUCUCGCCGCUGGACUUCGUCGAGGCGCCGCGGCGAGGCCUCCCGCCGCUGCGCCCUGAGCUGAAGCGAGGCCUCCCGCCGCUGCGCCCCACCCCACGCGGAACUCCGGACGAGACGCCGAACGGCACGCCGGGACGGCUCUCUCCCGGGCAGGCGACCGGCGGGCCGACGCCGGCGCCGACGCCCGCGUCUUCGCAGGCCCCCUCCCGCCGCCCGUCCCUCAACCAGCCGCUGAGCAACGCCUCGCCGCAGCCGGUGCCCUCCCCCCGGACGGAGUCUCAAAACGGCGCCGCAGCCGAGAACAGGGUGGUGGCGGGUGCGGCAGCAGCGGCGUCGGCGGUGCCGCCGGCGCGGGCGGUGGGCGCGAACGGCCACGCCCUCGCGUCGGGCGGCGCAAAUGGCAGCGCGGGCGAGCAGCCGAGAAGGGUGAGUGCGGAGCAGGAGUACUACUGA